Caenorhabditis sp. 36 PRJEB53466 is the source of this 532-nucleotide messenger RNA. Lineage: Eukaryota; Metazoa; Nematoda; Chromadorea; Rhabditida; Rhabditidae. The record is from the annotation of a GenBank genome assembly.
AUGCGUUUCGGAUGUGUUUUGCUGUUUGUGACGCUGCUCGGCAUCACAGCCCAUGCCGUUGACUUGGAGUUGAAAUUUGUUCCGGUAAGCAGAUCUUUCUACUUAUCUAUGCUUAACUACUGUUCAGGAGGACCAACUGACAGAGCUAGAUGACUCCAACAACUUCCCCACCGCUCUGAACCAACAAAACAGCGCUGAACUAGAGGUCGACAAUAGAAAUGAUAAUGUAGAGGUUGGUAAACGUCUCUACAUCCUGCGCGACGGAUACAACAACGCAGUCAAGCGUUCGCUGCUUGAAGACAUGCUUUCAAUGGGACAAACCGAGUCGCUGGAGGAUGGUCACGGAAUGGAGAAACGGAUGUACAUCACCCACACCGGAUUCCGUCCGGACAAACGAUCGAUGGCGAUUGGCCGAGCUGGAAUGCGUCCGGGAAAGCGCGCGUUCGCCAUGACUACCACUCGGCGAGAGAAGAAAGGACAACUGCUGCCAGAGAGUUACUUGCCGAUCGACCGGUUCAUCUUCCUCGAAUAA